AUGGCAGAUCUACCUCCACAGUCCAUGCCACCCGCGGUGGAACAUCUUAAUAUAAAGGUGACGGACAACAACAACGAGGUCUUCUUCAAGAUCAAGAGGAGCACGCAGCUAAAGAAGCUGAUGGAUGCAUUUUGCGAACGUCAAGGGAAACAAAUCUCCACCGUCAGGUUCCUGUUCGAUGGCACCAGAGUACGCCCUGACGAUUCGCCCGAUACCCUUGAUAUGCAAGACGGUGAUACCCUAGAAGUACACCAAGAGCAAAUUGGCGGCUGA
Molecule: messenger RNA, 273 nt
Organism: Arthroderma uncinatum
Lineage: Eukaryota; Fungi; Ascomycota; Eurotiomycetes; Onygenales; Arthrodermataceae
Product: ubiquitin-like modifier SUMO
Exons: 2
Coding region: 1-273 (90 amino acids)
Biological process (GO): protein sumoylation
Cellular component (GO): nucleus; septin ring
Molecular function (GO): ubiquitin-like protein ligase binding; protein tag activity
Source: RefSeq, a predicted model, not a curated record